Pyricularia pennisetigena is the source of this 1512-nucleotide messenger RNA. RefSeq lists its product as uncharacterized. Gene Ontology annotation, molecular function: damaged DNA binding; 8-oxo-7,8-dihydroguanine DNA N-glycosylase activity. Gene Ontology annotation, biological process: base-excision repair, AP site formation; nucleotide-excision repair; base-excision repair. The coding region runs from base 1 to 1512 and encodes 503 amino acids. The transcript has a single exon. The record is from RefSeq and is a predicted model, not a curated record. Gene Ontology annotation, cellular component: nucleus. NCBI's taxonomy places the organism in Eukaryota, Fungi, Ascomycota, Sordariomycetes, Magnaporthales, Pyriculariaceae.
AUGCGAGCUGCAAUUAUGGCCUGCAAGGAUGCAGUGUCCCGCAAGUUGCCCGUGAGCCUGGCUGAGCUCUGCAUAGACACAACCUUGCGCUGCGGCCAGUCCUUCAGAUGGCGCAAGGUCGACGACGAGUGGCAUUGUUCUCUUCAUGGCAGAGUCAUCUCAUUACGGCAGGACGAAACUCAUCUUCAUUAUCGGGCGACAUGGCCACCAAAUAGACAGGUAUCCAUCAAGCCUGCGGUCAAGGUGAAAAAGGAAGAAGGGGACGAGGAUAUCAAGUCGGAAGAUGCAACUGUGAGGGUAGACGAGGAAGAGGACGACACGGAAGCCCUCCUGCUCAACUACUUCAACCUCCACCACUCCCUCUCGGGUAUGUACACACACUGGUCGGACCGCGACGCCAACUUCCGCAGCAAGGCCCCAAAGUUCACUGGCGUCCGCAUCCUGAACCAGGACGCCUGGGAGACGCUUGUGGCCUUCAUCUGCAGCAGCAACAACAACAUCUCGCGCAUCUCCCAGAUGUGCCACAAGCUGUGCGACCACUACGGAGGUGAACCUAUCGCCACCGUCGCCGGUCACGUAUACCGCGACUUUCCGCCUCCCGAGGCCCUCGUGGGAGACGGCGUCGAGGCCCACCUGCGCGAGCUCGGCUUCGGAUACCGAGCCCGCUACAUCGCCGAGACUGCCCGCAUCGUCGCCAGGAAGCGGCCCGCCGGCUGGCUCUUGUCGCUGCGGAACCCGGCCUCGCUGGCGUGGGGGUCACAACCGCCCUCACCAUCAUCACCAUCAUUAAAGUCCUCAUCGUCGUCGCUGUCACCACCACCACCAGACGAAGCAGUCAUGAAACAUGAACGAGACCAAACACCAGCCCAUGCCAGCCGCUCCCCGACAUCAACGCCUCCCCACAACCACCACCAGCAGCAGCAGCAGCAGCAGCAACCUAACUACCGCACCGCCUUUGUCGCGCUGCAGGAGCUCUCGGGCGUCGGACCCAAGGUCUCAGACUGCGUGUGCCUGAUGGGGCUGGGCUGGGGCGAGGCAGUGCCGCUCGACACGCAUAUGUGGACCAUCGCGACGCGCGACUACGGCUUCGGCGGCAAAAAAGCAGCCACCGCCGCCAAGGGCUCCGCCAUGUCCAAGGGCAUGUACGACGCCGUGGGCGAGCACUUUCGGACGCUCUGGGGACCCCAGGCCGGCUGGGCGCAGAGCGUGCUCUUCACCGCCAACCUGCGUGAGUUUUCGCACCGGCUGAAGGCGACCGCGAAGGACGGUGUGAAAAAGGAGGAGGAUGAGAAGAAGGGCGGUGGUGGUGGACAUGAUGGGAAGUUGGUCGUUUUCGGCGCGGACGCGGUUGUCGCGCCGUCGAGGCCGGCCAAGAAGAGAAAGACUGCUGUCUCGACGACGCAGGUAAAGGUGGAGGAGGACGGGGGCUCUGUCGUCACUACCAAGAUCGAGGUCAAAGAAACCAUGGCGGCUCCGAUAAGAAGAAGCAAGAGGAUACGUACUGGGGCUUGA